Molecule: messenger RNA, 603 nt
Organism: Ipomoea nil (Japanese morning glory)
Lineage: Eukaryota; Viridiplantae; Streptophyta; Magnoliopsida; Solanales; Convolvulaceae
Product: cyclin-dependent kinases regulatory subunit 1
Exons: 4
Coding region: 105-350 (81 amino acids)
Biological process (GO): regulation of mitotic cell cycle
Cellular component (GO): SCF ubiquitin ligase complex; cyclin-dependent protein kinase holoenzyme complex
Molecular function (GO): ubiquitin binding; histone binding; cyclin-dependent protein serine/threonine kinase activator activity
Source: RefSeq, a predicted model, not a curated record
UUUUAAACAGCCGAUUUGGUAAAUUUCUCAAAACCUAUCAUUGCGCCCCGUCUCCUCAAAGCCUAUUCAUUCAUUUUUCCCAAUUUUCUCUCUUGCUCGUUGAAAUGGGUCAGAUUCAGUAUUCUGAGAAGUACUUCGAUGACACUUUCGAGUAUAGGCAUGUUGUUCUCCCACCUGAAGUGGCGAAACUUCUCUCCAAGAAUCGGCUUCUUUCUGAAAAUGAGUGGAGGGCCAUUGGAGUUCAGCAGAGCCGUGGAUGGGUCCACUAUGCCAUUCAUCGACCAGAGCCACACAUCAUGCUUUUCAGGAGGCCACUGAAUUAUCAGCAGCAGCAAGAGAACCAGGCUUAGCUAAACCUGAUUGCCAAGUGAAAAUUUGAAGCUUGUAUAUCAGCCAAUGAUUCUCUCCUGUCAUCUUUCAUUUCCUCUAGAAAUGAAACAUAUUUUAUAUUAAAGAGAAAAAACAUUAGAAUCUAUGUUAUUGUGCUGUUGAGAAUCUUCCUACUAUAAUGGUUAUGGUGUUAAGUUGUCCAGAGUGCAUAAAUGAUACUCCAUAAAUCACUGUUGGUUGAUAUUUAUAUGAAAGUUUCUUUCUUUUCUGUUU